AUGGAUGAUUCUUCUAUCAGUUCGACCUCGAGCACAGACCUCGAGGCUUACCCCUUAACAGAGAAUAAGGAAUCAAAUAAUGAACUUGAACUUUCAAGAACAAUUAGUAGAAAAAUUACCAAUUCUGAAAUUUUGAUAAAAGAAGCAAAGAGUUCAGAUAAACCCUUACCCCCAAUAACUUCCGAUCUAGUUAUUUUUGAAGCGGAUGAUCCAUUGUGUCCAUUGAAUUGGCCAUUAAAGAAAAAGUUGGUGAAUACAAUUUCAAUUUUGUGGGCACCUUUCAAUAUCCAAAUUGGUUCAGCUAUUAUUGCACCUAGCACCAAAGAAAUAGCCAAGGUUUUCCAUGUCUGUCACACAGUUGCAACUCUAUCCACUUCUCUUUUCAUUUUUGGAUUUGCAGCUGGUCCGGUGAUUUGGGGUCCACUAUCAGAACUUUAUGGUCGAAGACCAAUCUUGCUUCUUUCAGCAUUUGGUUAUUUAUGCUUUGCAUUUGGAGCUGCUACAGCAAAAGAUAUUCAAACCCUUAUGAUUUGUCGGUUUUUUUGUGGGUUUAUUGGUGGUGCUCCAGCAGUGGUAACUCCAUCGAGUUUAUCUGAUAUGUUUCCAAAAUCACAAAGAGGAAUUGCCAUGAGUGGAUUUGGCUUGAUUAUAUUUAGUGGACCAAUGAUUGCUCCUAUCAUUGGAGGCUAUACAACCAGCAAUUUGGGUUAUAGAUGGAACCUUUACUUUGCUGGAUUUUUCGGUUGUGUUUCAUUUAUGCUCUUAUUAUGGUUCAAAGAAUCACAUCAUCCGACUUUAUUGACUCAGAGAGCUGAAGAAUUACGCAGAAGAACAGGGAACAGAGCUAUCUAUGCCGCUCAUGAAGAAGUAUCAUUGAGUGUAAAGGAGAUAUUCCAGUAUAAUAUUGCUCGGCCGCUCAAAAUGUUGGUCUCAGAACCAAUUCUUGCAUUGGUAAGUUUAUACAAUGCAUUCAUGUAUGGGAUACUUUAUUUACUUUUGACAGCAAUUCCGUUAGCUUUUGGAUACCUUGGUGAAACGGAGAAUCUCCCAUAUCUUGCAUUGUUCAUUGGAAUUAUUUUUGGUACACUAAUUAUAAUUUUUUUCGACAACAAGAAAAAAAAUGGACCAGAAGAUCGGCUUCCUCCAAUGCUUGUGGGUUCAAUUCUCUUUCCAAUUGGCAUGUUUUGGUUUGGAUGGACAACUUCUGUUCAUUGGAUCGUUCCUACCCUUGGUCUAGUAUUUGUUGGUGCUGGAUUGAUCACGGUAUUUCUUCCUUGCCUUACAUACAUUGUCGAUGUAUAUUUGCAUAUUUCGGCAUCGGCAUUAGCACUGAAUGCAUUUUUACGAGCUGGAUUUGGCGGGGCAUUUCCUCUCUUUGCUCACCAGAUGUUUGCAGCCAUGCUGAUAAAAUGGGGGACUACUCUAAUUGGGUGUUUCUCUCUCGUCUUGGUUCCAGUUCCAUUCAUCUUUUACAGAUAUGGGUCCAUUAUACGGUCCAAAUCCAAAAUGGCCAAUUAA
Messenger RNA from Meyerozyma guilliermondii ATCC 6260, 1518 nucleotides. Its product is annotated as MFS transporter. The record is from RefSeq and is a predicted model, not a curated record. NCBI's taxonomy places the organism in Eukaryota, Fungi, Ascomycota, Pichiomycetes, Serinales, Debaryomycetaceae. Gene Ontology annotation, biological process: transmembrane transport. The transcript has a single exon. The coding region runs from base 1 to 1518 and encodes 505 amino acids. Gene Ontology annotation, molecular function: transmembrane transporter activity.